Messenger RNA from Ipomoea nil (Japanese morning glory), 1335 nucleotides. Its product is annotated as putative disease resistance protein At1g50180. Lineage: Eukaryota; Viridiplantae; Streptophyta; Magnoliopsida; Solanales; Convolvulaceae. Gene Ontology annotation, molecular function: ADP binding. The transcript has 4 exons. The record is from RefSeq and is a predicted model, not a curated record. Gene Ontology annotation, biological process: defense response to fungus. The coding region runs from base 34 to 999 and encodes 321 amino acids.
CUCCGUCUGAAGCAAAUACAGAGAGAGAGAGAAAUGGCUUGUGUUCCUCUAACUUCUCUGAUGAAUACAAUCCACUUUGAGUUCUUACAACCCUGCAGAGCACCUGUGAUUCUUGAUGAAGAUACAGCACAUAUGGUUAGUUCUCUCCACCAUAAUCUUGGUUUCUUGCUCACCUUUCUCAAGGACUUAGUGAAGAAACCAGGGAUAGAUGAAGCUGCAAUCAACGAUUUGGAAGCCAAAAUCAGAGACUUCGCCUUUUUAGCAGAAGAUGAAGUUGAAUCAAAUCUGGCAACGAUAUAUAUGGAGGCGGCAGAUAAGGAGAUGGCACUCUUUCAGAACCUGCAACAAGUAGGUGAAGAUGCAGAGAUGACACUCUUUCAGAACCUGCGACAAGUAUCUGAAAAAACUCAAAACUUCGUCAACACAGUUAAAAGCCAAUACUAUGAUUCUGCCGUCAAAAAUUUGCCAAAGGUACAUGCCCUUCCGUUAGAUAUUGGUUCAGACCACAAGAGCGGAUCUUCACAGCAGUUCUCAAAGAUUGAGGACAGAAUGGUUGGGCGUACAACUGAAUUAAAUACAAUAAUGAAUCAGCUCAUUGGUCGCCCAUGGAAAGUCGUUUCCAUUCUCGGGAUGGGCGGGAUCGGUAAAACUACUUUAGCCAAAAGAGUUUACGAAGAUCCACAAGUCAUAUCCCACUUUGACCUUCGUGCAUGGGCUACUGUCUCUCAAGAAGUUAACCUGAGACAAAUUCUCUGCGACCUUCUUUGGUCCAUUGAGAGAGGAACGAAUACUGACGGAAGCACAGAUGAUCUAGCACACAAACUACGACAGCAUUUGAUGGGUCGUCAAAGGUAUCUGAUUGUGGUGGAUGACGUAUGGGAAACCGGUGUUUGGGAUUAUCUCACAAGAUGUUUUCCUAAAAGUCUUGGAAGUGCAGUAUUGGUGACCUCUCGGCUAAAAGAGAUUGCAGACUACACUAAAUCAGUCACAUUAUCUUGAAACAGCCCUUGCACUCUAAGUUCAACACAAUUGGAAGGAAUAUUGUUGGCAAGUGUGGGGGGCUUCCCCUGGCAAUUGUUGUAGCUGCUGGACUUGUAUCCCAACUCAGCAAAGUUGAAGAAUUGGAAAAUAUUGUGGAAGAAAUGAGCUAUCGUUUUAGUACAGAUAUUGGUGAACAAUGUUCAAGAAUUCUUAUUGUAAGUUACAAUCAUUUACCUCAGCAUUUGAAAGCUUGCUUUUUAUAUUUAGGAGUUUUCUCAGCAGGUAGUGAAAUUCCUGUUAAAAAGCUUAUUAGGUUAUGGAUUGCCGAGGGGUUUGUGAAGAAUAUGAGCAAUA